This is a messenger RNA of Glarea lozoyensis ATCC 20868, 597 nucleotides long. RefSeq names its product TPR-like protein. The transcript has a single exon. The record is from RefSeq and is a predicted model, not a curated record. Lineage: Eukaryota; Fungi; Ascomycota; Leotiomycetes; Helotiales; Helotiaceae. Gene Ontology annotation, molecular function: protein binding. Bases 1 to 597 code for a protein of 198 amino acids.
AUGGAGGACCCCGAGACGUUCACCCUCUUGGACCUCCACAUGGACCCAACAUCCAAAGCAAUCACAUCCUCCAGCAACUCGCGCACCCUCCAAGAAGAACUCAAAGCCCUCAACCACCUCCACAAAUCCCUCUUGAACCUCGAAUCCCCCGUCCCCCCGCCACCAAUCCCCGUAAACCCAAAGCGGUCCGCAAACAUCACCAAGCUGCGCGAAUCCGGCAACGGCGAAUUCCGCAAAGGCAAGCACGCGGAAGCUAUAAAAUUCUACACGUUGGGGCUGCAAAUGGCACUGACACGACCGCCCUGGGAGCCAAGUGGGUUAAUCAGAGAUGAGGUGUCCGGAUUGUAUGCGAAUAGAGCGCAGGCGCACAUGGCGAUGUCGAAUUGGGUAGAGGGGUCUGUGGAUGCAGAAGCCAGUGUGGAGGCGAAGAAGGUGGGGAAUGCGAAGGCGUGGUGGAGGAAGGGGAAGUGUUUGAUGGAGAUGGGGAGGUUGGAGGAGGCGAAGGAGUGGGUUGGACGGGGACUGGAGAUGGAGGGGAAUGAGGCGGAUUUGGUGGGGUUGUUGAAGGAUAUUGAGGGGAAGAGUGGUAAGGCUUGA